This is a messenger RNA of Colletotrichum acutatum, 279 nucleotides long. RefSeq lists its product as uncharacterized. Lineage: Eukaryota; Fungi; Ascomycota; Sordariomycetes; Glomerellales; Glomerellaceae. The transcript has a single exon. The coding region runs from base 1 to 279 and encodes 92 amino acids. The record is from RefSeq and is a predicted model, not a curated record.
AUGCCUCUGCAGAGUGAAACCUCCCUCAAGUGUCAUCUUCAUUGCUUAGGGCCACACGCAGCGAUCGCAGGUUACCCGUGCGAGUGGGUGGCCACCGCAGCAUUCGCACUGGGCGCCGCUGAAGGGUUCCAGUGUGGAUGGGGUAGCGGAAGAAGAGUAACGAAAGCCUUCAACCAUUUGACCAUUACAGCCGAUAACCGCGAACAAAAUUGUGACAUAAGUAGGGUCCAAAGCUGGCGGAGAGGACGUGCGGGUGAAUCGGUGGGGACGAUGAGGUAA